UCAUCUGUCUCACUGUCUGUACUCUUUAUCCGUUCGUUUCUUCGAGGGGAGGAGCCGCUGAAGGCCGGAAGUUACUGGCGUCUGGCGAGCGACGGAGAGAGGAGCUGAGCCGACCAGAGACUCAGCGAGCCGCGAGGAAGCCGACUGAGAGGGUUGUUGUAGACCAAGAUAAAAAAACAGGCCUGUCUCUUAAUUGUUGAAAGCAACUUCUAGAUUGUAGCUGAUAACCAUGAAAGUUGAAGUUCGGAGCAAAGAAAUAGUGAGGCCAUCUUCUCCCACUCCUCAAAGUCUCAAGAAUUACAAACUCUCUUUUGUGGAUCAAUUCGCUCUCAACGUCAGGGUUCCAUUCGUCUUCUUCUACGACUCCUCCUCCGGAGCUUAUUCUCAUGAUCAUACCAUUGAUGAGCUCAAGAAAUCACUCUCCGAAACCCUGUCUCUAAUGUACCCGCUAGCAGGGAGGGUGAAGGAGGACAAGCUAACAAUCGAAUGUAAUGACGAAGGUGUCGAGUUUAUUGUGGCCGAUGUUGCUGAAAUCAUGUCUUGUUUACUGGAGAAUCCUGAGAUGGAGAAGAUUAAGCAGCUGAUUCCUACUGGAAAGGCUUAUGAGCCCCAACCGGUAGGAAAGGCACUGGUUUCGGUUCAGGUGAACCGGUUCAGCUGCGGGGGAAUGGGCUUUGGGGUUUAUGUUUCACACGCCAUAGCCGAUGCUUCAGCCGUUGCCAUUUUCUUCGAAACCUGGGCAUCCAUUAACCGCGGCUGUGCUGUGAAUGGAAGUGGAUUCAUUUCCGGUCAACCUAGCAUCUUAUUCCCUCCUUUGACGGAUACUUCUGCCAUUGAACGAUCAGUGAAGAUGGCGGCAGAGGCAAUCGAGCAGGAAGAGAAAUCCAUGAUUGUUAAAAGGUUCGUCAUUCCUGCCAAUGCCAUAGCCCAACUCAGAGAAGAAUUAAUAUGUAAGGAAAACAACAAGGGUUCUGUUCAACGCCCGUCUCGCACGGAGGCGUUAACGGCGUUAGUAUGGGCGGCAGUGAUAAACGCAACUCCUCCAACUCAAACUGUGCCGUUAUCCUGCAUGGUGAACUUGCGGAGCAGGAUGGAGCCGCCGCUGCAGCCAAAAUGUCUAGGGAACUUCGCCUACGGAGCCACCGUUCACUGCGAGGCGGCGGCGAAAGACGGCACCGUCGUAACCGCUGUUCAAUUGGUGGAGAAAAUACGCGAUUCUCUCCGAGCUGUUAACGACGGAGCGGCGAGGAAGAUGUACGGCGAAGGCGGGUUGUUACGCGCGGCGUUUGCCAAAGGUCAUGAAAUGGUGCGCAACAAAGAUUCUUCAACGACAACGUUGUACACAAGCAGUCUGUGUAGACAGCCUUAUUACGAAGUUGAUUUCGGGUGGGGGAAGCCAAGACUGGUUGUGAAUUUGCUCAAGAAUUCAACGGUGCUUUUCUUAGACACCAUUGGUGGAGCGGUAGAAGUGUGGAUGGGAUUGCCUAAGGAGGUUAUGCACACUUUAAUGCAAAACCGCCACUUUCUACGUUUCUGCCUCUCCUAAACCAAAGCUAUGAUCUAUCUAUGCCUUAAUGUUCAACUUUAAUCUUUAUUUCUUUUGAAUAAUAAAUGAUUUCUUAGUCAA
Molecule: messenger RNA, 1627 nt
Organism: Ipomoea triloba (trilobed morning glory)
Lineage: Eukaryota; Viridiplantae; Streptophyta; Magnoliopsida; Solanales; Convolvulaceae
Product: salutaridinol 7-O-acetyltransferase-like
Exons: 2
Coding region: 230-1546 (438 amino acids)
Source: RefSeq, a predicted model, not a curated record